AAGGCACACUUCGAGCUUGAAGACCACGCCUUAAAGACUCUGACAUAUCCCAUUUAAAGAGACGCUCGGCGCCCUAGGUGCGUUCGGGAUUACUGCGGCUCAUAACAAGUGCGGAACCUCUGACUAUUGGACUCACUCAUUUCCAGUAACUAGGCUCUCUGGUUCAGUUCAGUUCCAGUGCCCGCUUCUCCCUCUCUCUCUGGUAUCUUUAUUUACUUUUUCACCCAUCGGAGACAUGAAGAAAGGCCACGAAGUGCCGCCGGGUCGUUCGUGGAUGUUGCUGGUUUGAGGCAAGUGGAGCUUUUUCAUUUGGAAGUUGGGCGAGGGAGUGAUCCAGCCCCAUCGUCAGCACCCAGCCGCCAGCUGCUCUGCUUUGGUGAGUGCUACUUGUGCUUUGGAAGUUCUUGGUCUUUUCCCCUCCCUGCUUCCCCACGUUGGGAAGGUGAAGCUGCCGAGCGAGCGAUGCCCUUGAGAGACGCGUCCAGGUACAGCCGCCAGUACAGGAGUUUGACAGAGGGAGAAGAGAUAAAACUCCGCUGAAGCUCUUCCAAAAAUCCCACAACCGUCAGAAAAAAAGAGCCAGUGUCUUCUCUCGACCCUUAAUACCGCCAUUUGCACGCUCACAGCCUCAAAUCACUGAGUUGACAGUUGUGCCCUGUCUGAAGACCAGGCGCCCCAACACGCCUGCUUGCAUCUCCCUCGUACUCCGAUGUCCUCCGAAGUCAAGUCACGAUGGAGUGGCUCCGGUUCCCAGGCGAGCGGCUCGGUCCGCAGGUCAACAAUGUUGGAGAUGUCUGAGAACGCGAACAGCGCUCAGUACGAGCCCGUCCCGCUGCCUCUACAGAGGAGCAAAAGUCCCGAAAGCAGCACGGACAAUAACCCGGAGAUCCGUGCUGCCGACAGCCGGGCUGAGGUGAUCAUCAACCCGGAUAUCCCUCCUAAAGCUAUCAGCCUGCCAUCGCACAUGUCGCCAUACAACAGCCGCAAGCCUUUAUUUUCCAAGGUGAACAUCCAAGGGAGAACUUACAACUUCUUAGAACGGCCCACCGGCUGGAAAUGUUUUAUAUACCACUUCACAGUAUUUCUUAUCGUUUUGGUUUGCCUCAUCUUCAGUGUCAUGUCGACAAUUGAGCAGUACCAUUACUUUGCCAAUAGAGCUCUUGUUUGGAUGGAGAUUGUAUUAGUGGUAUUUUUUGGAACUGAAUACAUCGUCCGACUAUGGUCAGCAGGCUGUCGCAGUAAAUAUGUUGGAUUUUGGGGAAGGCUGCGCUUUGCCAGGAAACCUAUCUCGAUCAUCGAUCUCAUAGUGGUGGUGGCUUCUGUUAUAGUCCUCUGUGUGGGCUCAAAUGGACAAGUUUUUGCAACAUCAGCCAUCAGGGGCAUCCGUUUCCUGCAAAUCCUUCGAAUGCUGCAUGUUGAUCGGCAGGGAGGCACCUGGAGACUUUUGGGAUCAGUUGUCUUUAUCCAUCGACAGGAACUGAUUACUACACUUUACAUUGGGUUCCUCGGCCUGAUCUUUUCCUCCUACUUUGUAUAUCUGGCUGAAAAAGAUGCUGUGGAUGACAGUGGCUCUCAGCAGUUUGGUAGCUAUGCAGAUGCCCUGUGGUGGGGUGUGGUGACUGUUACAACAAUCGGGUAUGGGGACAAGGUCCCCCAGACUUGGAUCGGCAGAACGAUUGCUUCAUGUUUCUCUGUUUUUGCAAUUUCGUUUUUUGCACUUCCUGCUGGGAUUCUGGGUUCAGGGUUUGCUCUCAAGGUCCAACAGAAACAACGACAAAAGCAUUUUAACCGUCAGAUUCCAGCAGCUGCAUCCCUCAUUCAGACAUCAUGGAGAUGCUAUGCAGCAGAGAACUAUGAAUCUGCAACGUGGAAAAUGUAUGUGCGACAACCUGUCAAAAGUUAUGGUCCAUCUCCAAGCCCAAAGCCAAAGAAAUUAGUGGGUAAAAAAAAGAAGCUCAAAGUUGAUAAAGACAAUGGAUUGAACUCUGAGAAGUCACUGAACGUGCCUAACAUCACUUACGACCAUGUCGCUGACAAGGAUGACAGGAAAUCUGAAAACUCAAAUAUUGAUGGAUGCGAUUCAUCAGGAAAAGCAAAGAUGCUGAAAACAACUGUUCGCCAGCAUUCUUGGGCUUCCUUUACUCCAAUCUAUUCCUUCAGCUUUCCUUCUCCUCAAGUUAAGAAAUCCCUGGGGAUGCUUGAUGUGAACAGUGGAGCCUUGUCGAGAACAAACAGCUAUGCGGAUGAUCUUGACCUUAUCGAGGGAGAGCCGGUACUGGCUCCUAUCACACAUGUUUCUCAGUUGAGGGAGUCCCACAGGGUCACCAUCAAGGUGAUUCGAAGAAUGCAGUAUUUUGUAGCAAAAAAGAAAUUUCAGCAAGCCAGAAAGCCUUAUGAUGUCAGAGAUGUAAUCGAGCAGUAUUCUCAGGGUCAUCUCAAUUUGAUGGUGCGAAUCAAGGAAUUGCAAAGAAGACUAGACCAGUCCUUAGGAAAACCCUCAUUGUUCCUAACUGUCUCAGAAAAGAGCCAGGACAGGGGGAAGAACACAAUUGGAGCAAGACUUAAUAGAGUAGAAGAGAAGGUUGUUGACAUGGAUCAGAAGUUAAACACCAUCACAGAUAUGCUGCAGCGUCUGGUUGCCAACCAGCAGGGACAAUCACACCCACAGGCUCAGCCUCAGGCAGAGGGAACCAUUAUACAAGCUAUUGCAUCAACUCACAGCUCCCUACCCAGCUAUGAGCAGCUGACUGUGCAUAGGAAAGACCAAGACAAUGUGGCCUGAUCUCUGAUCCUCUACUUUUUUUAAAUUUAGUAGUGUUCAAGAGAUUGCAAGAGACCUGUUGGAUAUUGUAAGAUAGGCCUCAAGGUUGCGCACCUAACUGGCACAAACCUUGGGGGGGCUGACAAUUUACUGAAGAAGUGUAUGAAACUUGAAAGCAGCCACCAUUAGACUGUCUAUGUUUUCUCGGCUUAAGUAUCCCUUCCGAUUCCAGUUUGUGGAUCUCACCGGUUUUGCACAGAAAGAGUUCUUCAUACCACACUGCCGAGCCUCGGAAAUCUCCUGGUCACAUUUCAAACUCUCCUCUGGUCAUUCGUUUAGUGAAGACUAUGCUUGGAUAGCCUGUAAGAUAAGAAGAAAAGACCGAUAGCACACAACGUUAAGGCAAAUUGUAAUCCUUUGUAGAAUAGACAUGAGGUUUAAAUUGCAAAAAUCAAUGUGUUGUAUGAUCGAGGAAAGAAGCAUGAACAAUUGAAACUCAGUGUCAGUGUAACGUAUGCACUCCUCUCCCACCUUCUCAAUGGCAGCCUAAGAUGUAUUUAAUUGGGAAAAUGUCCCAUUUCUUUUCCAUGUCCAUUCUAAUUGCAGGUAUACCAAACAUAAGGAUGACACACAGCAAAAUCAAUGUGGGAUAAAUUGCCCAGGGUAUAAUGGGUCGGUGUCUGUCAGCUGCUUCUUAAAAUCUUUUAUCCCAGUUCAGUCCAAGUAGGCUAGUUGGCGUUUUCUUCAGGACUGGCAUGUGUGCCUUUUCUCAUAAGCUGAAGUCCUCCACACUUGAUUCACUCAGAUUGUUAUACUUAGUUUCCCUUCCCAUUUUAUUUUUGAAUGUCUUCAGGUGAGUGGACUGAUAUAACUUCAGCCACACUUCUCCUUUUAGCUGAGACAGUGGAGAUGUUCAUGGCUGUAGGCGCUUCCCCAGUCACUUUGCAGCUGACAAGUGUGUCAUGAGUAUGGGGUAGCCCAGGGCCUGUUUGGUUACCCUCACUCCCCUUUCCAAUGAUUCUCAGGCUUGGCAGUCCAACAUUUUCCAGCAAAUAAUAUUUGGCUUCUGUCCAUGAAUGAAGUGAAGCUUUGUUGUGUGUUUAAAUGAUAACUUCUUACAUGAUUUAAAGGAUUAGUGUGCUGGAUAUCUAAAUCUGAGAUUUGUGACCCUAACCAGCCAUUGGGUCCCACAAUAUCCAAAAGUCCACGAGUUUAUUCACCAAUAGCCAAUCACCGAUCUGGUGUGUGACUCUAAGCUAUAGAACCUACUUUUGCGAUGUGACAGCAACCAAUCAGUCGAUUAGUUCACUCAGGCAGCAUGGGAUCUCAAAUGGUGGGUCAAAUUCAACUUGUGGGGGAGACAUAAAACAGACGAUAAUUGAGGCUACCUGUUAUAAACCCUGUCCCUUAAGUAAAAAGAGAAAAUGCUGUAAAUGCUCAGCACGUCAGGCAUCAUCUAUGCACAGAGAAACACAGAACUCCAAAGCCUUGUCCCAUUGAGUCAGUGGAAGGGAAGAUUGAGCAGGAUGAAUAAUGGGUGACCAGUCUUGUGCUGCCCAUUUUCUGCCCCCUCACCCACUGCAGUUGAACUUAAUCCCGAUGGUGUACAGGUGAUAUGGUAUUGAGUCAGACAGUACAGGAAGAUCUAAAGUUCCAUGCCCAGUCUGCACUAAUCUUAACCAGGCAACAGCAGUUAGGUUGUGUGACAGUUUGCUUCAGAACCCCUGAGCUAGGAAGGGGGUGGGGGAAAAUCAAUCAUGAUUUCUGAUUGUUCACUAGUGGCCUCUGCUGGGAAACACACAUACGUGAAAGCUCAAUGAAAUCAGGUGCGAACUCCAUUGUAAUGCACUCCAUGGUCAAAUUGAUCCUUAAGACUGAUAGCAGAACUUGCUGCUGGAUCCAGGGUAUAACUCCAGAGGAAUGCAAUGGAAUUUUCUUUGGGAGCCACUUCUCUGGAGUCUGCUCACCCUGCCAUUUCUGUACGGUUGCCAAUCCUGCAGGAUUGGCCUGGAGUCUCCAAGAAUUGAAUAUCAAUCUCCAGGAUACUGCUGUGUGCAACCCUGGAGAAAAAUCAUAGGGAUAUUAAAGUUUUUUUUGUCAUUUCC
Molecule: messenger RNA, 4866 nt
Organism: Carcharodon carcharias (great white shark)
Lineage: Eukaryota; Metazoa; Chordata; Chondrichthyes; Lamniformes; Lamnidae
Product: potassium voltage-gated channel subfamily KQT member 1
Exons: 19
Coding region: 710-2782 (690 amino acids)
Biological process (GO): potassium ion transport; transmembrane transport
Cellular component (GO): membrane; voltage-gated potassium channel complex
Molecular function (GO): voltage-gated potassium channel activity
Source: RefSeq, a predicted model, not a curated record